AUGACUUCUCAGGUAUAAGUAAAUCAGGGUGCAUCUCUACAAAACUGCAAUAAUCAGCUUGUAGCUUGCUUACCCCCCCCUUCGUGAGCGAUCAAAAAAUUUUGUUCGCUCACGGAGGGGGGUUAAAUUUUUUUUUAGAAAAUUUAAAAAACUCCAAUUUGUAAAAAUUGAGAAGCAAAAAUUAAUUUAAUUUGCGAAAUUUAAGUUUUAAAUGCAAGCUGUUUAAAAUUAAAACAGAAUUAGCUAGAGAUUUCAUUAUAACAAUUAUCAUUUAUAUAUCAAAAUCUUUUUUUUUCAUAAAAUAUUUUUAUAUUAAAAAUAAUUUUUGCUUGCUCAUGGAUGGUGGGUUUUUGGGUAAAAAAAAGGAUUUUUUCUAAAGUUUUGUUCGCUCACGGAGGGGGGAGUUAGAAGAGCUAAAAGAACAAAGAGGAGGGCUUGAUCAAAACAUUGAGAAAGUUUUGAAGGAAAAAAGUGAAAUAGAAAAGCAACUUGCCCAGCUUAGUAAAGAAUUAGCAUUAGUUAAUGGUAAGAACUAGGUAUAGAGGUUUCCUCUAUAUAGCGCUAAAAGCGCAGACAUUUUCCCAGGAGCUUUCCAAGUUCGUCGGACCAAAUCGCUUUUUGGUCCGACCAAGGCAUUGAUUUGGUGCAACCUACCGAUAAAUUCCGAUCAGAAUUUAUCGGCCUUACAGCGCCAAACAUAGGAAACUUCUAUAGAAAACUUGAGUAAAAAGAUUCAAGCGAGAAAUGAAUUUGAUAGGACAAUUCAAGAAACUGAAGGGGCAUACAUGAAGAUCUUAGAAAGUUCUCAAACUUUACUGCAUGUACUUACUCCCCCCCCUCCGUGAGUGAACAAAAAAAUUUUAUUCACUCACGGAGGGGGGUUAAUUUUUUUUUUUUAAAAAAUUUAUAUAUAAAAUUUUACAACAAAUAUUUUUUUUCGAAAUUUAAAAAAAAUCCUAAUUCGCAAAAAUUGGAAAGCAAAUAUUAAUUUAAUUUAUAAAAUUUAUGUUUUAAAAAAGCAAUUCGUUUAAAAUUAAACAGAAUUAGCUCUAGAUUUCAUUAUACUAAUUAUCACUUAUAUAUCAAAAUCGUUUUCCAUCAAAAAAUUUUUCUAUUAAAAAAAUUUUUUGUUCACUCACGGAGGGUGGGUUUUUGGGCAAAAAAUGGCGAUUUUUCUAAUGGUUUUGUUCACUCACGGAGGGGGGGGGAGUUAAGAGAGAAUCAACAAAUUUAAAUAAAAGAAUAUCCGACUCCUAA
Blepharisma stoltei is the source of this 1257-nucleotide messenger RNA. The record is from the annotation of a GenBank genome assembly. NCBI's taxonomy places the organism in Eukaryota, Ciliophora, Heterotrichea, Heterotrichida, Blepharismidae.